Cynara cardunculus var. scolymus (artichoke) is the source of this 671-nucleotide messenger RNA. RefSeq names its product glycine-rich protein A3-like. Bases 57 to 533 code for a protein of 158 amino acids. NCBI's taxonomy places the organism in Eukaryota, Viridiplantae, Streptophyta, Magnoliopsida, Asterales, Asteraceae. The transcript is spliced from 3 exons. The record is from RefSeq and is a predicted model, not a curated record.
AAUUUUACAAAGAGAAAACCUGCAAAAUCCAGAACUACACAAUUUGGUGAAAAGCGAUGGGUGAUGGAUACCAUAGACAUAACCGGGGCAAAGGAUUGCUUACUCAUCUUGUUGGUACCGGACAAUAUCCUCCUCAAGGAUAUGCUUAUCCUCCUCAAGGAUAUCCUUAUCCUCCUCCUGGAGGAUACCCACAAGUUGAUUAUCCUCCUCAUGGCGGAUAUCCGCCACCGCCACAUGUUUGUCCCCUGCCCAAUGCUUAUUCUCCGGCAACCUAUCAUGGUGCAUCGGCUCCAUGUAAUCCAGGGCAUGGAGGCCACAAACACGGACUCGGAACAUUCCUUGCUGGAGGUGCAGCGGCAAUGGCGGCUGCAUGUGGCUCUCACCAUACGCCCCAUGGUUACGGGUCUCAUGGUAGUUAUGGGUACUACGGGAAUCAUUAUGGUCGGUAUAAGCAUGGUAAGUUCAAGCACGCAAAGUUUGGCAAGCGCUGGAAGCAUCGAGGGAUAUACGGGAAACACAAAAUGUGGAAAUGAUUCAUGUAUCUGUUAUGUUAUAUGAUUAUAGUUAUGCUUAAUCGGUUAUUCUGAAACUUGUUGGCAUGUACACCUUCAUGUCAUUUGUUGAAACUAUCUUUAAUUGUUGUGGAUGAAUCAAUAAACAACCUCUUUAAU